CCAGAAAUGCGCGUGCGUAGUAACCCCUAAGGUCAAGCAGAAGACAGAAGAAAGUUAGACUCCAGAGUGUUGCUACGUUUUGGCAAUAAACACCUUCAAAAUGUUGCGGUCAGUCAAAGUUUUAUCGAAGCUGGUUACGAUUGCUGGUAGAGAAAAUCAACAUCGAAUUACUGGCAUUUGCAGCAGUUUGGUGAAUUCCAAGCGUUAUGCAAGCACUGACAAGGAAACAAAAUCUUUUGGUAUGAAUUUAUUUCGAGGUCAGAUAGCCACAGAUCAAGUAUUUCCAUUUCCUGAAGUUUUAAAUGAAGAUCAAAGACAGUUCCUUCGUGAAUUGGUUGACCCUGUUGCUAAAUUUUUCGAGGAACAAAAUGAUGCGUUAAAAAAUGAUUCUAUAGAGAAGGUUGAUGAUGUAUCGAUGGAAGGAUUAAAAGCAAUGGGAGCUUUUGGUUUACAAGUUCCACAGGAUCUAGGUGGACUUGGUUUAUGUAAUACACAGUAUGCUAGAUUAGUAGAAAUUGUUGGUGCACAUGAUUUAGGUGUUGGUAUUACUCUUGGUGCCCAUCAGUCUAUUGGCUUCAAAGGUAUUUUAUUGUUUGGUUCGCCAGAACAGAAAGCAAAAUAUUUACCCAAACUAGCUUCAGGAGAAACUAUGGCUUGUUUUUGUUUAACUGAACCACAGAGUGGAUCUGAUGCCAGUUCAAUUAGAUGCCGAGCUGUAUUAUCAGACGAUGGUAAACAUUAUAUUUUAAAUGGUUCCAAGAUCUGGAUCAGUAACGGCGGUUUAUCAGAAAUAUUCACUGUCUUUGCUCAGACCCCAGUGAAAGAUGCUAAAACAGGUGAAACUAAAGAUAAAGUGACAGCGUUUAUUGUAGAACGAUCAUUUGGUGGUGUUACUAGUGGUCCACCAGAGAAAAAGAUGGGUAUAAAAGCCUCGAAUACAGCUGAGGUUUAUUUCGAAGACGUUAAGAUUCCAGUAGAUAAUGUUCUAGCUGGUGAAGGAGGUGGGUUUAAAGUAGCUAUGAAUAUAUUAAAUAAUGGUAGAUUUGGUAUGGCUGCUGCUCUAUCUGGUACCAUGAAAUAUUGUAUACAGAAAUCUAUUGAACAUGCAUCUACAAGAACUCAGUUUGGACAGAAAAUAGAUUCAUUUGGUUCUAUACAAGAGAAGAUAGCUAGAAUGACCAUGUUACAAUAUGUUACCGAGUGUAUGGCUUAUAUGAUAUCUGGUAACAUGGAUCAAGGAUCAACAGAAUUUCAGAUUGAAGCUGCUAUCAGUAAAGUAUUUGCUUCAGAAGCUGCUUGGUUCUGUGCUGAUGAAGCUAUUCAGAUUCUUGGUGGUAUGGGCUACAUGAAGGAAUGUGGUUUAGAGCGUGUUAUGAGGGAUAUUCGUAUUUUCCGUAUUUUUGAGGGAACCAACGAUAUUCUAAGAUUAUUUGUCUCAUUAACAGGAAUUCAGUAUGCUGGAAGUUCAUUAAAAGAAUUACAGAAAGCAAUGAAGAAUCCUGCAGCUAAUCUUGGUCUGAUCUUUGGUGCUGGAUCCAAGAGAGCCAUGAGAAUGGUUGGUAUGAGUACUGGUGAAUCUUUAACACAGUAUGUAGCACCAGAACUCUCCGAUUCUGCUACCAAGGCAUCUAAAGCUAUUGAAGAAUUUGGAGCCACAGUAGAGUACCUGUUAAUCAAGUAUAAUAAAAAGAUUAUUGAUGAACAGUUUUUAUUAAACAGAUUAGCUAACUCAGCGAUUGAUAUUUACUCCAUGGUGUGUGUAUUAUCGCGAACAACUAGAAGUAUAAGUGAAAAACAUCCAUCUGCCCAACAUGAAACCGACAUUGCCAAUAUCUGGUGUGAUGAGGCUGCCACCAGGAUAAAUACAAAUUUAAGUGAUAUCAAAGAUUCAGGAAAUCUAAAAAAUUAUGAUAAACUUGCUCAAAUUUCACGAGACGUUGUCAGCAAUGGAGGACUCUAUCAACGACAUCCUCUAGGAUUUUAAAAGAAACUAGCAAAUUAAUUAAUGAAUUAAUAAAAAAAAAAGAACAAAAGGGAUAUAACUGAUUAUAAUGCGUGUGUGUUUUGUGUGGGAGAAGCAGUUAACAUAUCUUUAUUAGUUGUGAAUAUUAGAUAGAGAAGAUGUAAUUCAAGAAACAUUUUUAGGGCUAUUGUCAACAGUGUUAUUCACACUAAUUGUAGUCAUCUAGUUCCACUGAAUAAAAGAGUGAUACUAGUAUAUAGGUUAAAUGUGAGUUUACGAGAAGUUGUAUCUGAUUAGUUAUUUACAAUAUUUCUACUGGGCUACUUUUAUGAAAUUAGCUGUAUUAAAUUAUUUACAUUCACAGAAAGAUAAAGCACCUUUAAAUUGAUGCAAACUUUAUAUUAUUUAUUAAAAGCUUAUUUAUACCUUUAUGAUAAAAGCUUGAUUAUUGCAAUUAUUACUUUAUGCAUAAAUUUGGAUUCUUUUGAUAAUUCCCACUUUCAUUUUAAUUGUUGAUUGAUUGAAAGUUGUGAAUAUGAUAGGUGUAGCUAUUCUGUGAUAUAGAAUACUUAAAUGUAAAUAGAGAUCUAUAUACAUGUUGCAUUAAAAUAAAGCAUGACAUUUUUCUACCUGUUGAAUACCUGUAGUUGCAUUACUCGUUAUCAUGUUAAUAUCUUUAAAAGGGCAUAUUUGAGAUUGUUGAAUGACAUAUUAUAAUUAUAACCACAACAUUAAUGAAAUGUUUAUAUUCUCGCCACUUGAUAAAUCAUAGAUUGAUAAAAAAACCAACUAAUAUUCAUACCUACAUGUAUGUCGCUCAUUAGGUUUAAAUGGCAAUGACCCUGUAUACAUAAUCUGGUAUAUUAUUAACGCUUCGUUUCAUUAUCAUUUCUUGUUAAGUUCACUCAGACAGAACCAUUAAAUUCUAAGGACUGUAACAUUUGAACAGCUAUGGGUUUUUACCAUCGAAAUCUGGUCGAAAGCUUUCGGUUAGGUUGUAUGUUAGACCUUGUUGUUAAUUGCAAGUGGUUGCUAAUAAAGAAAAUACACAGGUAGUCUCUUACUAGAUUUGGACAAAAUCAGAGGAGCUUUAUAUACCAGUAAAUGACAAGUUGUUGGCACAGUGAGCUUGUCAAUAAAUUAAUGAAGACUCCAACCUGGCUUUGAUUUCUACUGCAACCUAAGAAAAGAAAAGAUAGAAACUGACGUAAGAAAGACCGAUCAACAGAUAUUAUUAGUACUGUAUCGUAACUACAUGUAGUGUGUUCAGUACUUUAAAAAGAACAUGGAAGACAGAACAUGCAUUUUUGGUUACGUUGAAUAUUGUUUAAGAAGUGAAAUGAACCAACUACUAACAUAGGGAUUCUCAACCAGAUCUUCCUAAGUGUGCAGCGAAAUUUUUAACGUCACACUAAGAAAAUGUGCAAAACCAUGUGAUCCCAACUGAGUAUUCACUAGUGUCUAGCUGUGUUUCUAUUUAGUUUGAGUCAUUCGAGUCUAUGACUAGUCUGUGUCUAGGAUUGAAUGCCCUCUAUGACUUGGCAUGUUUUUAUUUUGCAAAAUUCAAAUAUUUUUCAUAUAUAUUUAGCUAGGUGUGCUGCUAUUUUUUUCAUGUGUUCCAAGGUUUGCCAUUGGCAAAAAAAAGGUUGAGAACCACUGUACUAACUCCACCUCUAGAAUAGGGCACUUACUAUACAAAACACAUCAAUGCAUUAUUAGCCAAGUUGAAGAUAUUAUAUUAUAAAGAACAUUUUGUUAAAAAUUUCAAGAUAAGUUGAAGACCUUUUCCACUUGUCUUGAUUAUUAAGGAUAGUUAAACAUACAUUAUGCAAGAGCUAAAUGAAAUGUUAUUUAAAUUAUUAAUUAGACAUUAAUUAACUUAUUCAGACCAUAAUCAACUCUUGAUGUCAUUGCUAACCUGCGAUCUUUGGCGGAUUGGAAUACAUUUUUUGAAAAAUAAUUAAAUGUAAAAAUGGAUAAUUGAGACUUUGUUAUUUAUUGUGCCGACUAAUAUCUCGGUUCAGAAUGGAGCAAUUUUCAGCAUAUUCUCUUUACUUUAUCUAUUUUGUAACUUUUAUAGCGAGAACUAUCAGCUAUUUAUCUAAUCUCCCAUAAUGCCCCUGUAAGUUACGUGUAGCACAUUGUUUCAAUUUACGAUCCGAUUGUUAGCCGACAUUUUUUAUUUUCAAUACUUUAUCUAGUGCAUAUUUUGUUAUUUUCUAACAUAUACUGAUGUGAAUAUUUUUACCAUCAUUAGAUAUAUAUGUAUUAUAAAAUUAUCGUUAAGAUAGAAUAUUGUUUUUUUUAUUUCCAUAUAACUCAGGUAAAAGUUGAGAAAACUAUAAAUAUUAUGAAUAAAAAUGAGCAAUGCUGUCAAUGCAAUCUGUAAAAUAAACCAUGUAUAUGUUUUUAUGUAUUUCGAAAUAACCGAAUAUUUAAUAUAAAGACUCUUUUG
Patella vulgata (common limpet) is the source of this 4418-nucleotide messenger RNA. Its product is annotated as very long-chain specific acyl-CoA dehydrogenase, mitochondrial. The record is from RefSeq and is a predicted model, not a curated record. The transcript is spliced from 20 exons. The coding region runs from base 101 to 1984 and encodes 627 amino acids. Lineage: Eukaryota; Metazoa; Mollusca; Gastropoda; Patellidae. Gene Ontology annotation, molecular function: flavin adenine dinucleotide binding; fatty-acyl-CoA binding; very-long-chain fatty acyl-CoA dehydrogenase activity.